Molecule: messenger RNA, 614 nt
Organism: Brassica rapa (field mustard)
Lineage: Eukaryota; Viridiplantae; Streptophyta; Magnoliopsida; Brassicales; Brassicaceae
Product: glycine-rich RNA-binding protein 3, mitochondrial
Molecular function (GO): RNA binding
Source: RefSeq, a predicted model, not a curated record
UGUUUCUCUUCCUAGCUGAGCUAAUCGUUCGAAGACACUAUCAAAUGUUCCUUACUAGAUUAUCUCAUCGUGUUUGUUAUUUAGCAUCGCCAUUACGAUGUAUAGCAUCUCGAGGUUCUUGUUCUUCAAAAUUAUUCGUUGGAGGGCUUAACUACGACACAAAUGAACCUGUUUUGAAGAAUGAGUCUGAAAAAUACGGUCAAGUUAUAAAUGUGAGAGUAAUAUGCGAUCACGUGAGCGGCAAGUCAAAAGGCUAUGGAUUUGUGCUAUUUGAUUCAGAAGAAGCAGCUGCAAGUGCCUUAGCUUCCAUGAACAAUCAGUUACUCGAAGGCAGACAGAUUAGAGUUGAAUAUGCUCGUCCUAAAGGAGGUUUAGAUCAGAAUCCGAAUUAAUUCUAGAUUUCUCAACGCAACUGAAACUUUAGAUAUGCUGGUGAAGCACCACCAUAACUCAGGGAAACUGCAUUCACUCUUUCCAUUUGUAACAGUGUAGAACUCAAUAAUCUUUUUGGUGAAGAGUCUUAAGUCGUCUAUGUAACGACUGUGUGUGUCCUCUUCUAAGAUUUGUUACUGUCCUCAUAUUCGUUGUUGGUGCUUGUUCUUCCUUCUCAGCUU